Molecule: messenger RNA, 1865 nt
Organism: Gilbertella persicaria
Lineage: Eukaryota; Fungi; Mucoromycota; Mucoromycetes; Mucorales; Choanephoraceae
Exons: 3
Coding region: 191-1780 (529 amino acids)
Biological process (GO): phospholipid biosynthetic process; inositol biosynthetic process
Cellular component (GO): cytoplasm
Molecular function (GO): inositol-3-phosphate synthase activity
Source: RefSeq, a predicted model, not a curated record
UCUUUUUCUUUCACAAAAAAAAAAUACUAGAUUCUUCUUUUUUUUUUUGAGGCGCGAAUUUAAAUAGACGCUCCUCUUUUUUCCCUUUUCAAAACGUUUGCUAAUCUCCUUGCUUCCACACACAACCCAUACAGAGGAUACCAGAGGUGCAGUGAUAGACCUAAAAAAUCAACCUAAAAAUCAAGAAAACAUGGCUCCUCCUAACGCUGAUCUCUCUCACUCUGUUACCACUACUACUCAUGGUGUCCGCGCUCCUUUGUUCAAAGUUAACUCUCCCAACGUCCAAUAUACAGAUGAACAUAUCACUAGCAAGUAUGUCUAUCAAAACACCUUGGUUACUCGUCAAUCCGAUGGUUCUUUGAUUGCUGAACCUACAGAAACUAUCUAUGAAUUCAAGACUGAACGUGUUGUUCCUAAAGUCGGUGUCAUGAUGGUUGGCUGGGGUGGAAAUAAUGGUUCCACUUUAACUGCUGCAAUCUUGGCCCAUAAGAACAAAUUAACUUGGCGUACUAAGAAUGGUGUCCAAAAGCCUAACUACUAUGGCUCUGUCACUCAAUCCUCCACUGUUCGUUUAGGUGUCGAUGCUCAAGGUGCUGAUGUCUAUGUUCCCUUAAGUGAAAUGUUGCCCCUUAUCAACCCUACCGACCUUGUUUUAGGCGGCUGGGAUAUUUCUGGCAAGAAUUUAGCCGAAUCUAUGGAACGUGCUCAAGUUCUUGAAUAUGACCUUCAACGUCAAGUCUAUGAUGAUAUGGCCAAGAUGGUUCCUUUGCCCUCUAUUUACUACCCUGAUUUUAUUGCUGCUAACCAAGAAGACCGUGCUGAUAACUUGAUUCCUGGCUCUGACAAGCGUGCUCAUGUUGACCAAAUCCGUAAAGAUAUUCGUGACUUUAAGGCUGCCAAUCAAUUAGACAAGGUAAUUGUGCUCUGGACUGCCAAUACUGAGCGUUUUGCUGAACUUAUCACUGGUGUCAAUGAUACAGCUGAUAACUUCUUAGCUGCUGUCCAAUCUUCUCAUGAGGAAGUUGCUCCUUCUUCUAUCUUUGCCUUGGCUUGUAUUGAAGAAAACGCACCUUUUAUCAAUGGUUCUCCUCAAAACACGUUCGUGCCUGGUUUGAUCGAAUUGGCUAAGCGUCAUCGUGCUUUUAUUGGUGGUGAUGAUUUCAAGUCUGGCCAAACCAAAAUGAAGUCUGCCUUAGUUGACUUCUUGGUCAAUGCUGGUAUUAAGCCUGUUGCUAUUACUUCUUACAAUCAUUUGGGUAACAAUGACGGUAAGAACUUGUCUUCUCAAAGACAAUUCAGAUCCAAGGAAAUCUCCAAGUCCACUGUCGUUGAUGACAUGGUUGCUGCUAACCACUUGUUGUACGCUAAAGACGAGCAUCCUGAUCACACCGUUGUUAUCAAGUAUGUCCCUUCUGUAGGUGAUUCCAAGCGUGCUUUGGACGAAUACGAAUGUGACAUCUUUAUGGGUGGUCGUCAAUCCAUUUCCAUGUACAAUGUCUGUGAAGACUCACUCUUGGCUUCUCCUCUUAUUAUUGAUUUAGUUGUUAUGGCUGAAUUGAUGACUCGUAUUCAAUACAAGACGGCUGACAUGACCAAGUUUAGUAGUUUCCAUUCUGUCUUGUCUAUCUUGAGUUACAUGUUGAAGGCUCCUAUGGUAACACCUGGUACUCCCGUUGUCAACGCCUUAAGCAGACAACGUUCUGCUAUUGAGAACAUCUUUAGAGCUGCUGUCGGCCUUUCUGCUAACAAUGAAAUGGGCUUGGAACACAAGAUUUGGUAAAUCUUUCUUUGUCAAUCAAUAAAUAAAAAGACCCUUUUUGUUCCUAAACAAGUAAACAGACCACGAUUUGAAACAAGGCUCUUUU